AUGAGUAGUAAUACAAAUACAGAACAAGAAACGGAAGUCUUUUCACAAAAUUUUGUAUCUGCUGGUCGAUAUCGAGGUGGACCUCAUGGCGUCGGUGAUCCCAACGACAAAAGUUUACGAAAAGUCGAAUUAGAAGUUUGUAUACCAGGUAUUAUCCGAGAACGUGCACAUCGAGAAAAGUGUCAUGAUUUGAUUAAUGAAUUUGGUAAAUGUGGCGAGCAACAUGGUGCAUGGUCUUUCCUCAAAUGUCGAAAAGAAGUCAAAGCAAUGAACGAAUGUUUGAAGAAAUGGUUUCAUGACCCGGACUUUCGCGAAGAUUGUACACAAAUGUAUUUGGCUGAACGAACGAAAUAUCGUGAAACUGGAAUUUUGAGUAAACCUGUUCGAAGACCUUAUUAUAUAAAUCCUGAGAAAGAAAAGGAAAGAAUCAAGAAGAUUCGACAAGAAUAUGAACGUUUAGAACAUAAAGAUAAUCAUUAG
Molecule: messenger RNA, 480 nt
Organism: Adineta ricciae
Lineage: Eukaryota; Metazoa; Rotifera; Eurotatoria; Adinetida; Adinetidae
Source: the annotation of a GenBank genome assembly